GGUAUUUCUGAGUCCAUUUAAAUUUUUACACUCUUUUUUAUUUCAUUUUAUUUUUUCGAAUUUAUAAUCAAAUAUUUUUUUUAAACAGGAUUAUUUAUUCUUAAUUUUUAUCAAAAUUAUUCAAUAAUUUCAAUUUUAUAUUUUCUAUAUUUAUUCUAUUUCUUCAAAUAUUUUAUAUUUUGCUUGAUUUAAUAUAAUACGAAUUUAUCUUCGAUUCAUAAUGAAUAAUAUAAUAUAUAUAUAUUUCAGCAAUAAUUCCUUACUAUUGUAAUUGCAUUUCUUAUAAAUUCGUUAUUGCGUCAAUCAAUUCUAAUACAGUAAAAGAAUAAAUUUCGAUCGAAAGGUUAUAUUUAUUAUUUUGUUAAUUGCGGGAUUUAAAAAAUCAUUUUAUAUAUAAUAUGAAUGCAAAUUAUUGUAACAUUAUUUAUAUUGUUAAAAAUAUAAAAGCGAUUUUUCAUGUGUGUCUUUUGCAUAUACAGUAUUUCAUGUGGAAUCUUCGCCAUCAUAUAUUUGUGUUUGAUACGAAACAAUUCAAUAACACUUUAAAUAGGUUUAAAACAUAAUUAAUAUCUUUUAUAUCAUAUAUUCAUAAAAUCAUACCCAUGAAGUAAUAUUUGAUUAAAAUAAUAUUUGAUUUUUCAUUUCGGUAAAAAUGUUAUUAAUGUUAACUGCCGAUUGUUUUCCCUUGGGUCGAGAUGUGUAUUUUAGAAAAUUUGAAUUAUAUCCAUUAUCUUUUCAACAUGAAGUUUCAAAUAAUAACAUGUUGGUGGCUGCUCCUUAUGGAGGUUCUAUUGCAGUCACUAGAAAUCCUAAAAAAUUAGUUAAAGUACAAGGAGCAAAUAAACCUAUGAUAUAUUUGUACACUUCUUCUGGAAAAUUAACAGCCAAAUUGCAAUGGAGUGGUUCCCAAUUAGUCCUUUUGGGUUGGUCUCAACAAGAAGAAUUAUUAUGUGUAGAAGAUGAUGGCAUGAUUCAUAUAUAUGAUAUGUUUGGUACAUAUCUACAUGCUUUUAGUAUGGGAAAUGAGGUAAAAGAUACUAAAGUUGUGGAAGCAAAAUUUUUUGUCAGUUAUAGUGGAACUGGUAUUGCAGUUUUAACAUCUACCAAUCGUAUAUUUUUAGUAAAUAAUAUAGCUGAACCAAAAGUUAGACAAAUAUCAGAAAUUCCUAGAUAUGGAGGACAAAUUGAAUGUUGGUAUUUAGUCCAUUGCGACAGAGAAACACGUGUAAUUUUAUCAAAUAGAGAUGGAAUAUUUGUGAUACAUCAAUCUCAUCAAACUGCAACACAUAUACCAUUUGACAACCUUUUUACCAGAUAUAAUAAAGUAAACAGUGUGAUUGCAAUGGCUGUAUCUGGAAAUAAUCGUCAUAUUGCUCUUUAUACAGACACUGGUCAUUUAUAUAUGGGUUCUAUAGAUUUUAGUGAAAAAUAUUGCGAACAUUAUACAAAUAUGAAAGAAUCAUUAGAAAACAUAGCAUGGUGUGGAACGGAAGCUGUAAUAUGUAGUUGGAAUAGUACUGUAAUGGUAAUUGGACGAACAGCUGAAACUAUAACAUAUACAUAUGAUGGUCCUGUUCAUCUUAUUACAGAAAUUGAUGGUGUACGCGUAUUAUCUGGUUCUUCUCAUGAAAUGAUACAAAAAGUACCGAAUGUUGUACAAAAGAUAUUUCAAAUUAAUUCAACUGAUCCUGCAUCUUAUUUAUUAGAAGCUUCUAAACAAUUUCAAAGAAGAAGUCACAAAGCUGAUGGUUAUAUGGAUUUAGUUAAAGAUAAAUUAGAUGCAGCAAUAAGAGCUUGCAUUGAUGGAGCUAGUCAUGAAUUUGAUUUUGAAACACAAAAACUUUUAAUGAAGGCUGCAAAAUUUGGAAAAGGAUUUAGUAAAACAAUUGAUCCUGAAUAUUACGUUAAUAUGUGUCGAACUUUAAGAGUUUUAAAUGCUGUGAGACAUCCUGCCAUUGGAAUUCCAUUAACAUACACACAAUUCAAUGUUCUCACGAGUCAAGUAUUGUUAGAUAGGCUUGUUGCUAGACGACAUUAUUAUCUAAGUAUACAAAUUGCACGGCAUCUUCAAUUACCAGAAAUUGAAGGGGAAAGUCGAAUAUUAGCUCAUUGGGCUUGCUACAAAGUAAAACAAACACAGCUAGAUAAAGAACAAAUAGCAGAAGAAAUAGCUGAUAAAUUAGGCUAUGCGCCUGGUGUUUCUUAUAGCGAAAUUGCAAGAAGAGCAGCUGACUGUGGUCGAAAACAAUUAGCAAUUAAGCUAAUAGAUUACGAACCACGUGCACAACAACAAGUACCACUUUUAUUAACGCUUGGAGAGGAAAAAGCUGCUUUACGCAAAGCAGUUGAAAGUGGAAAUACCGAUUUAGUUUAUACUGUAAUACUUCAUCUCAGAGAAAAUAUGCCUCUUGGUGAUUUUCAGAUGUCGAUAAUGCAUUGUCCUUUAGCAAUGGCUUUAUAUAUUAAAUAUUGUCAGAAUCAUAACCGAGAAACACUUCGCAAUAUUUAUAAUCAAUACGAUGAUUUUCAUUCUCAAGCAAUAUGGUUUAUUACCGAGAGUUAUCAGCGGAAGAAUGCAAUGUCGAGAGAAGCAUUAUUACAAUCCGCACAGGAAAAUUUUAAAUUAGCUCGUAACGAUACUAAUGCCGCUUUGACAGAAGAGCAAAUAAAAUUAUUACGCUAUCAAAGAUCUAUGGAAGAUACAUUACAAGAAAUAAUUGUAGGAAAACCACUUCAUGAUACUGUAAAAAUAUUAUUAUUGCGCAAUGAGUUAAAGUUAGCCGACAAAUUGAAAUCAGAAUAUCGAAUAUCAGAUCGAAGAUAUUGGUGGCUACGAAUACAGUGUUUAGCAGAACAAGGUGCAUGGAAUGAAUUAGAAAAAUUUUCUAAAAGUAAAAAAUCACCUAUUGGUUACGAGCCUUUUAUUGAUGAGUGCUUAAAAUAUAAUAAAGACAGAGAAGCGAAAAAAUAUUUAUCUAAAGUAAAAAAUGAAUUGAAAGUAAAAUAUUUGGUUAAAUUAAAAAUGAUAAAUGAGGCAGUUCAAACAGCAGUAGAACAAAAAGAUAUUAUGGCAUUAACUUUUUUAUUAGCACAAUGUGAAACAACAGAUAGGCAAUUGAUUGAUAAAAUCAAUAUGCAUAUAACAAGUCUCAAAAAUUAACAUUCUAUAAUUUUCAAUCUAUCUUUAAAUUAUCGGUUAAUUAAGAGAAACACUAUUAUAUAUACAUUCCAAAAUUAAAUACCCAAACUGAUAUGAAAUAAUAGAAAAAAAUCAUGAAAAAUAUGACAACAAAGAUUUUUAAAUAUGUAUGUAAACUUAAUUUAUGUUGAUUUUAAAAUGUAAAUAAUAUAUAAAAAAUAUAAUAGAGUUAAUACUUUCUAAUUUAUCUUUUAAAAUUUCAUAAUAUGACAACAUAUUAAUUAUGACGUAAAAUAUUAAAUUAUUAAAUAACGAUAAAAAAAACAAAAUACAAUCGUUUAAUAUUUAUUCAACAUUGUAUUUAAUAUUUAUUCAAUACAUUAAAAUGCAUUUUAUCAAUUUAAUAUACAUAAGGAAAAUGUUCAUCAACACUCACAUUGUUCAGUAGAUUGUAUAAAAAUUUGAUGUUUUUCAAUAAGAUUAUUAACAAUUGAUUGCUCGAUUUCUUCACCUUUAUUUAAUUGUUCAUUAGUAAGAGAAAUAACAUAGAUGUCCUCUUGACUAACAAUUAUUACUUUCUGUUUUCGAGUGUGCAAUACAUUGGCUAUAACUAACUGCAGAAAAAUGUUUGUAUAAUGUAAAAAAUGUGUAAAAAAAAUAAAUUUCAGAUUUUUUUUAUAUAAUUAAAUAAUACUAAUAUAUCUACUAUUACUCA
Apis cerana (Asiatic honeybee) is the source of this 3854-nucleotide messenger RNA. It is a transcript of the gene Vps16A, whose product is annotated as vacuolar protein sorting 16. Gene Ontology annotation, molecular function: actin binding. Gene Ontology annotation, cellular component: cytoplasm; HOPS complex; lysosomal membrane. The record is from RefSeq and is a predicted model, not a curated record. Gene Ontology annotation, biological process: intracellular protein transport; vacuole fusion, non-autophagic; endosomal transport. Lineage: Eukaryota; Metazoa; Arthropoda; Insecta; Hymenoptera; Apidae.